Miniopterus natalensis is the source of this 1550-nucleotide messenger RNA. RefSeq names its product RNA terminal phosphate cyclase like 1 (gene RCL1). Lineage: Eukaryota; Metazoa; Chordata; Mammalia; Chiroptera; Miniopteridae. Gene Ontology annotation, molecular function: RNA endonuclease activity. Gene Ontology annotation, biological process: ribosome biogenesis; endonucleolytic cleavage of tricistronic rRNA transcript (SSU-rRNA, 5.8S rRNA, LSU-rRNA). Gene Ontology annotation, cellular component: nucleolus. The record is from RefSeq and is a predicted model, not a curated record.
UGGCCCGGUACGAGGCCGCCCUCAGGCCGGCGGGGAGGCGGGGAGGCGGUCACCGGCUCCGCCCCGCUCCCCUCUGACCCGGUGUCUCGUUUCUCCGUCUUCCUGUUCCAAACCACGUGGACGCGCGGGGGGCUGCGGGGCUGCAGGAGGGAACCCCGGUCGCUACUGCCGCUGUCGCCGCCGCCACCGGGGUUGCGAUCCCGCGCCUGUCUGAAGUAGCCGCACCCCGGCCGCCCACGCCUUGCGCAGAGCGCGCACAUGGCGACUUCGGCGCACUCGCUCAGCUACGCGGGCUGCAACUUCUUGCGCCAGCGUCUGAUUCUGUCGACUCUGAGCGGUCGCCCGGUCAAAAUCCGAAAGAUCCGGGCCAGAGACGACAACCCGGGCCUCCGAGAUUUUGAAGCCAGCUUCAUAAGGCUGUUGGACAAAAUAACAAACGGUUCUCGAAUUGAAAUAAACCAAACAGGAACGACUUUAUAUUACCAACCUGGCCUCCUGUAUGGUGGAUCCGUGGAGCAUGACUGCAGUGUCCUUCGCGGCAUUGGCUAUUACCUGGAGAGUCUCCUUUGCCUGGCUCCAUUUAUGAAGCACCCUUUAAGAAUAGUUCUGCGAGGAGUGACCAAUGACCAGGUUGACCCUUCGGUUGAUGUUCUUAGGACAACAGCUCUCCCUCUUUUGAAACAAUUUGGAAUUGAUGGUGAAUCACUUGAGCUAAAGGUUGUUCGACGGGGAAUGCCUCCUGGAGGAGGAGGUGAAGUGUUUUUCUCAUGUCCCAUAAGGAAGGUCCUGAAGCCAAUUCAGCUUACUGAUCCGGGAAAAAUCAAACGAAUCAGAGGAAUGGCGUACUCCGUCCGUGUGUCACCUCAGAUGGCCAACCGGGUUGUGGAUUCUGCAAGGAGCAUUCUCAACAAGUUUAUACCCGACAUCUACAUUUACACCGACCACAUGAAAGGAAUCAACUCUGGGAAGUCUCCAGGCUUCGGUUUGUCGCUGGUUGCCGAGACCACCAAUGGCACCUUCCUCAGUGCUGAACUGGCUUCCAACCCCCAGGGCCAGGGAGCAGCGGUGCUUCCAGAGGACCUGGGCAGGAACUGUGCCAAGCUGCUGCUUGAAGAGAUCUAUAGGGGUGGAUGUGUCGACUCAACCAACCAAAGCCUGGCUCUAUUGUUCAUGACCCUUGGACAACAGGACGUUUCCAAAGUCCUUCUAGGACCGCUCUCUCCCUACACGAUAGAAUUUUUGCGGCAUUUGAAGAGCUUUUUCCAGAUUAUGUUUAAAAUCGAAACCAAGCCGUGUGGUGAAGAACGUAAGGGUGGGGAUAAGAUACUGAUGACCUGUGUUGGCAUUGGCUUCUCCAACCUUAGCAAGACCCUCAAGUGAUACUGUCACAGGAUAAGAGGCCUCAACGCCUGCAGACCAAGCAGAAGCUGCCAAGGACCCAAAGGGACCAAGUCCAAAUUCCUCCAGGACAGGAUCACCUGAUAUUAAGGCCUUUCUUCGUUUUCUAUUUAAAAGUAAUCAGCACAUGCAAAUAAAAGACUUCCUUAUAC